Purpureocillium lilacinum is the source of this 1362-nucleotide messenger RNA. RefSeq lists its product as uncharacterized. Gene Ontology annotation, molecular function: pyruvate dehydrogenase (acetyl-transferring) kinase activity. Gene Ontology annotation, cellular component: mitochondrion. NCBI's taxonomy places the organism in Eukaryota, Fungi, Ascomycota, Sordariomycetes, Hypocreales, Ophiocordycipitaceae. The record is from RefSeq and is a predicted model, not a curated record. Gene Ontology annotation, biological process: protein phosphorylation; regulation of glucose metabolic process.
AUGUUCUCCAUCGCGCUGCGCGGCUCCGGCAAACGAUGCAGAUUGACCGGGUCGCCCGUCCCGGCCGCUGCCCUCGAUGCCAUCUAUCUCGUGCCUCGUCGUGCCCCGCGGCAGUGUCGGAGAGCUAGCAACACCACAUGGCGGCCGGUAUCGGUCCUCGACGAAUGGGUCGCCCGAGAAGCUCGCCCGAUUAGCUUGCGGCAGCUCAUGGUCUUUGGGCGCUCCCUGACCGAGUCGCGCCUCAUCAGCUCCGCAAACUACGUCCGCACCGAGCUGCCUGUCAGGAUAGCACAUCGCCUCCGCGACAUGCAGCAGCUCCCCUACGUCGUCGUAACGAACCCCCACAUAAACGAUGUCUACAACCUCUACUACAACGCCUUUGACUGUUUCCGCAAACUCAAGGAGGUCAAGACCCUCGAGGACAACGACCGCCUCUGCGAGAUCAUCGCGCAGAAUCUCAAGGGCCACCUGACCGUCAUACCCAAGCUGGCCAUGGGGAUACUCGAGUGCGGCGGCCUCAUGGACCCCAAGGAUCUCGACAAUUUCAUGAAUACGAUUCUGAGAUCGCGAAUCUCCCGUCGCGUCAUCGCCGAGCAACACCUCUCCCUCACCGAAACAUUCAACUCGCCUUACUUCUCGCCCGGCGCCAAGCUCUCUGAGUCAGACUUUAUCGGUGAAAUUUUCAUCAAGUGCUCUGCCAAGGAGGUCAUUGACUGCUGCGCAAAAGCCGUUACGGCGCUCGCCCGAUCAACAAACGGCCCCGACGCCGCUGUGCCCGAGAUUCAUGUCGUUGGCCACCUCGACGCCAGCUUCCCCUACAUCCUCAGCCACAUCGAGUACAUUGUUGGCGAGCUGCUGCGAAACUCGGUCGAGGCUGUCAUCGAGCGCCACCAAAAGACCAACGACCCGGCACCGCCGCCGCCCAUCGAGGUCACCAUCUGCGAGGCCCAAGAGCACGUCAUCUUCCGCAUAUCCGACCGCGGAGGCGGUAUUCCCCGCGAAGAGCUCCCCUAUCUGUGGUCGUUCAGCAAGGGCCCCCAGAGCCAGAAGCGACUCGACAACCUCGGCCAGGUGCCCCGCAUGGCUGCCACCAUGCAAGAGCUCCACGUCGAGGACGAGCUCGGCCGCGCCGACCUCAAGACCCCCACCUACAGCAGCUCCCUCGCCUCGCUCACCAGCCGGCCGCCCAACCUGCGCCUCGGCAUGGGCCUGCCCCUGAGCCGCGUCUACGCCGAGUACUGGGCCGGCAGCCUCAACCUGCACAGCCUCGAGGGGUAUGGCGUCGACGCCUUCCUGCAAAUCUCGAGGCUGGGCAACAAGAACGAGCAGCUCGCGACCCGGGCUAGCAUGGACGCGGUAUGA